AUGCCAGGAAAAAUUAUCAACCCUCAAUCCGUCAGUUACAAUAGCUUUGCAGAUUUUAAAUCAACAAAUAAAGGCACGUUGAACGAAUUAGCCAUCAAUUUCCUCAAACAGAUCAAUAAAGGCACACAAUACGCAGAAAUAAUUGACGACAUAAAGAACUACCUCGAGCAGCAAAAUCUCCAAUUAUCCGAGUUACUUGAGCAAUUACAAAAAGGCAAAAGACAAUACAAAUGUCUACUUGGUUUCUGCUACGAACGAAUCCCGGAAUGUCAGGAUCCUGCGAAAGCAUUCACAGCAUAUAAUGAUGCAUCACAAAGUAAUUUCCCGUUCGGAUAUUUGUUCCUUGCUGCGUGUUACGAAAACGGAAUUGGCGUGCGAAGAUCGUUUGCAAAAGCUUUUAAAAACUACAAGAAAGCCGAAGAAUAUAAUAAUUUGCAAUGCACAUGUAUUCAAUAUCGACUUGGAAGAUGCUAUGAACGUGGAAUUGGUACGUCCGUAAAUAUGGAUACGGCUUUCGAUUGGUACAUGAAAGCUGCGACAUCUGGAAACACUGGCGCUCAAAAUAAACUUGGGUACUGGUAUGAAGAAGGCAUACACGUGAAAAAAGAUCCAAAGAAAGCCUUCACCUAUUAUUAUGAAGCAGCAAAAGGUGGUUUUGUUUGCGCCCAGUACAAUACAGCCGAAUGUCUUCGACUAGGAAUCGGCACUACAAAAGGAGCACUACGCGCGUUUUAUUGGUAUCAAAGAGCUGCCGAAAACGGUGAUCCGAAUUCUCAGUAUUGGCUAGCGUAUCAUUAUCAUUAUGGUAUCGCCACUGCGGAAAAUAAUGAAUUGGCUUUAAAAUGGUAUUUAAAAGCCGCAGAAGCAGCAACAGUUACCAUUGAAGUGGCAAGGGUUUAUUAUUCCCUCGGCUGUAUUUAUGAUUAUCGUCAACUUGGCGUGAAACGAGAUGACAAAAAAGCCUUUGGAUGGUAUAAAAAAGCAUCGAAUGCUGGUGUGAUUGAAGCUACUAAACGAUUAGCUAAAUUUUAUCAAAAUGGAUUUGGCACUGAUGUUGAUAUUGAUAAAGCUUACGCAAUGACCUUGAUUGCUAAAGAACAUUAUAAAGAAGAUUCUCAAAAUGAAUAUCGAUAUGAAUAG
Ambispora leptoticha is the source of this 1140-nucleotide messenger RNA. Lineage: Eukaryota; Fungi; Glomeromycota; Glomeromycetes; Archaeosporales; Ambisporaceae. The record is from the annotation of a GenBank genome assembly.